Alternaria rosae is the source of this 1063-nucleotide messenger RNA. RefSeq lists its product as uncharacterized. Lineage: Eukaryota; Fungi; Ascomycota; Dothideomycetes; Pleosporales; Pleosporaceae. The record is from RefSeq and is a predicted model, not a curated record. The coding region runs from base 376 to 672 and encodes 98 amino acids. The transcript has a single exon.
GCACGUGUAUUGGGGGAGGCUUCUCUUCGGAUGUUGGCCGUGUUGUAGAAGCCGGCUUAGCAAGGCGCAGUGAAACAAGGGCUCUGCCGACCUUCGGGGUAUCAUCGACUGAACUUUUCAUUCUGAUCGUCUACCGAAGGUCUUCUUGGCCCACUCUAGUUGAUACCUUCACGAUUAACCACUGAGUACAUCUCGGCGUUGUCAGCUGUAACAUCGGUCCUAAUAUCAGAUAGUCCGAAGUCUCCAGUUGAGCGGGGCGUAGUAGGACUAGGGCUUCGGAUGUCUUCAGGGUAUCAUUAGUUGAACUUCUCGUCCAGUUCAUGUUCCGAAGGCCUCCAGGGUGCAGUCUGAUCGCAAGGCUGUAGUUCUGACACGAUGAUUACUUUCAAGGCUCUGGGUACCUUCAGAGUAUUACCAAAUGGAGUUCUCGUCCUGUUAAUAUGCCGAAGGUCCUCGGGGCACAGUCUGAUAGAAGCCUCUAGGUUCCGAGUUUUCGACUAUAUUUGGGAUACUUCUAGCUGGAACGCCCCAGCGCGACCAAGACCAGGUCCCAGUCCGAAUCAAAGGCGCAGUCUCUUCUUUGCUGAAACGCUCGUUCUGGGACCACUUGUAACCAAUGUCGUCUUCGCUCCGGUUAAACUGUCCGAGGAGUCAUGGCUGUCUUUAUGGUAACAUGUCGUAAGAAGUUCAUCUAGAUACUGUGCCGAAGGCUUCUAGGCCCCAGUUUACUCGGAAUACAUAGGUCUGUGUCUUCGACCAUAUUCUAGCGGCGAGAAGUCUGGGCUGGUGUCACGAUCGUGAAAGAUUUCGGCGUCAACACAAGCCGCUAAGACGUUGUGUCAGCCUUCAGUGGUGCCCAUGUUUAGACUUGGGUCAAGCUUCCGUGUCUAGGUUAGAAUCCUUAUUUUGAUGUGGAACGUACUAACGGCCCUUCUGUUGUAGUCCAACUGUUUGGAGGGUUAUGCCUAUCUUUAGAGCGUUAGUGAACGAGAACCCAGCAAAUUUCAGGAAAGGGUUGGACAUCCACCUGUAGCAAAUGAUAGAAGUCAAUGACCCAGAAGUG